Molecule: messenger RNA, 1863 nt
Organism: Alternaria metachromatica
Lineage: Eukaryota; Fungi; Ascomycota; Dothideomycetes; Pleosporales; Pleosporaceae
Exons: 4
Coding region: 1-1863 (620 amino acids)
Biological process (GO): NAD+ biosynthetic process
Cellular component (GO): cytoplasm
Molecular function (GO): glutaminase activity; ATP binding; NAD+ synthase (glutamine-hydrolyzing) activity
Source: RefSeq, a predicted model, not a curated record
AUGAUUGUGGACGUUGGUAUGCCAAUUAAGCAUCACAAUAUCCGAUACAUCUGCAGAGUGAUGGCAUACAACGGUAGAAUUGUCUCGAUACGUCCGAAAACCACUCUGAGGACUGACGGCAACUAUAAUGAGUCGAGGUGGUUCACCGCGUGGGAUCCUGCUAUUCCACUCGAAGUGUUUCCCCUACCAGACUUCAUUGCGGACAUGCAGGGCACCAGCAUGGUUCCUUUCGGCAGCGCUUUACUCUCCACCUCAGGCGCGUGUGUUGGCGCUAUUACAUCCGACGAGUUGAUUGGGCUCGAAGACUUGCUUCCAACAGCCUUGAGCUCGACAAGCGCUGAUGUCUUGACCGUUUCUGCAGCCAAUCACUUCAGUGUCGGGAACUUCGACUCCCUGGUAUCUUCACUGCAGAAUAUCAGCAAAGACAUUGGUGGAGUCAUCCUCUACUCGAAUCAGCAUGGCUGCGAUGGCGAUCAAAGCUACUACGACGGUGGUCCGAUGAUCUUGGUGAACGGAGAAAUAGUUUCUCAAGGCCCAAGGUUCUCGGUCCACGAUGUCGAGGUGGUAACCGCUGUCGUCGAUCUAGAAGAAGUUCAAUUGUAUCGAGCUAAACACGCAGUUUCGGAGCCCCUGGAUGACCUCACUACGCCCCGUGUAGAUAUCAUCACCAUCCUAUUGCUCGGGCCCCAAGCUUUCACACGUUGGAAGAAGAGAUCGGCAUGGGACCACCCUGUUAUCUAUGGCGAAUGCGUCGGCUUUCUAGCGCCACUGAGCGGCGGUAUUGACUCGUGCUCGACAUCAGUGAUGGUGUUGAGUAUGUGCUAUCUGGUCUUUGACGCGCUUCAAGACGGGAACGAUGUCGCGUCAGACAUCCAGCGUAUCACGGGAGCCGAUGACUGGCUGCCCAAGACCCCUCAAGAGCUUUGCAACCGCAUCCUGCACACAGUGUACAUGGGCAUGUCAGAAUGCUCCUCCGAAGAAACACGUUCACGAGCUCAGCGUCUUGCGGACGGCAUGGGCGCCCACCACAUCAGCAUGUCCAUCGAUACCGUAUACCGAGCCGAGCGAGAUCUACUCCCUCAGUACACAGGCUUCACCCCCGAUUUCCGAGGCUCUUCAGCGGAGAACCUAGCACUCCAAAACCUGCAAGCACGUAUCCGCUCAACCACAGCGUACUACCUCGCCCGUACACUACCCGUCAUCCGCAACCACCCCGGCGGAGGCGGUCUCCUUGUUCUGAGCUCCGUCAACGUAGAGGAGUCCCUCAGGGGCAACUUGACAAAGCACGAUUGCAGUUCCGCAGACCUCAGCCCCAUCGGAAGUAUCUCCAAAAUCCAACUCCGAUCUUUCAUCCGCUGGGCACGUACCGCUUUCACCCUACCCAUCCUAGACGAGUUCCUCGACGCUAUUCCCCGCGCUGAGCUCGAACCUGCUAGUUUCGGUUCAUGCGACGACAAGGAAAACGGUAUGACGCACCAAGAGCUUUUCGUCUUUGCCAAGCUGCGCAGUGAAGAGCGACUGGGGCCAUUCGACAUGUUCCAGCGUCUGCUGUGUGAUUGGCAGGACAGGAAGAGUGCAAGGGAAGUCGGCGAUUUGGUGAAACGCUUCUGGACUUUCUAUGGUAACAACAGGCAUAAGAUGGCGGCUGUGACGCCGGCAGUCCACGCAGCGGGCUACAGUCCUGAUAACAGGUUUGACCAAAGACCCAUGUUGUAUCCGCGAUUUGAACAUAGUUGGGCGUUCAAGCGGAUCGAUGGGGUGGUUGAUGAGCUGGAGCGUAGAGUCAAGAUGGAAGAAGACGAGGAGAUACGUUUUGGGGAAGUGGGUUUUGAAGAGGAACCGCGCGUAAAGGCAAGGCUGUAG